CACGGCCUCGGCUGCAGCAGAAGACACAUGGGAUAUCUACAAGAUGUCCAAAAUUCUCCGUGUCCUUACAUUGCUGUCUCUAGGCUACGUUAUUGCCGUUUGGGAUGCUCAUGCUUACGAUGAUGUUCACACUAGACUCGUUGGUGGGGACCAUAAGUGCUCGGGAAGGGUUGAAGUGUAUCUUGGUAAUCAUUGGGGUACAGUGUGUAACCACGGCUGGGACCUGAGGGAUGCAGCUGUGGUGUGUCGAGAGCUUAGCUGUGGCUUUGCGUACAGCACCUCGCACGCCUUCCGCUUCGGCAGGGCCAGCGGUGAGGUAGUAUGGAGGAACGUGCGGUGCUCGGGUGACGAAUUCAGUCUAGACCUGUGCGAACGCACCCUUAACGACGGGAUUUGCUUGCAUAAUGAGGACGUCAGUGUAGAGUGCACAGUAGAGAUUCACACUCCGCAGAUUUGGUAUAACACUUCAGCAGAAGCUCCGUCAGGAUGGGUGCUCAAAGGUCAGAACUUCAAUGUGACCUGUUCUACUCAGCAAGGUUACCCAGGUGGCUCCUUCCAGCUGCGUUUCAUACGUCCCAAUGGAACGGUGCGCCACACUUUGCCCGCUCUCUCUAAUUCUGUGACCUUCACUUUCUCCAAUGCCCAGUCCUCAAACGAAGGCUACUAUUGCUGCCUGUACAAAGUGCAGGUCGGAGGCCGCAUGUUCAUUUCCAGGGAGAGUCAACCUCUCCCGAUUUCAGUCAAAGGAAUCACAAAGUUUGAGUAUUUCAAUUUCAAGGAUCUUAACAGCGCAGACAAAUAG
This is a messenger RNA of Chanos chanos (milkfish), 802 nucleotides long. Its product is annotated as scavenger receptor cysteine-rich domain superfamily protein. Gene Ontology annotation, cellular component: plasma membrane. The coding region runs from base 44 to 802 and encodes 252 amino acids. Gene Ontology annotation, molecular function: serine-type endopeptidase activity. NCBI's taxonomy places the organism in Eukaryota, Metazoa, Chordata, Actinopteri, Gonorynchiformes, Chanidae. The transcript is spliced from 5 exons. Gene Ontology annotation, biological process: zymogen activation. The record is from RefSeq and is a predicted model, not a curated record.